This is a messenger RNA of Condylura cristata (star-nosed mole), 3715 nucleotides long. It is a transcript of the gene LPL, whose product is annotated as lipoprotein lipase. Lineage: Eukaryota; Metazoa; Chordata; Mammalia; Eulipotyphla; Talpidae. The transcript has 10 exons. The coding region runs from base 343 to 1770 and encodes 475 amino acids. Gene Ontology annotation, biological process: lipid metabolic process. Gene Ontology annotation, molecular function: lipoprotein lipase activity; apolipoprotein binding. The record is from RefSeq and is a predicted model, not a curated record.
AAUUUCCCUCCUGCCCUUUCCCCCUCUUCUCUUUGGCAGGGCUGAGCCUCAUAGCUGUUUGCUCAAACAUUUGGAAGUGAAUUUAGGGCCCUCCCCCCAACUUGUGAUUUUAUAGCCAAUAGGUGAUGAGGUUUAUUUGCAUAUUUCCAGUCACAAAUGCAGCGGUGGCGUGGAAACUGUCAGACUCCAUUCGAUUCCUCCUUUCCCCCAGAGGAAACCUGCCCCUCAGAUCUCCCAGCGCGCGUCUUCUCCGGGCCACUUCCCCCUCGCUCUCCGCCAGCUCCCGCCGCAGGCUCGCGCAGCCCCCGGUCCGGGUAACUCCUACAGAGGGACGCGCCCGGGAUGGAGAGCAAAGCGCUGCUCCUGGCCGUUCUGUGUGUGUGGUUCCAGAGUCUCACCGCCCCCCACGGAGGGGUGGCUGCCGCCGACCGAGGAAGAGAUUUUGUGGACAUUGAAAGUAAAUUUGCUCUCAGGACCCCUGAAGAAUCAGCUGAGGACACUUGCCACCUUAUUCCUGGAGUGACAGAAUCCGUGGCUAACUGCCACUUCAACCACAGCAGCAAAACCUUUGUGGUGAUCCAUGGCUGGACAGUAACAGGAAUGUAUGAGAGUUGGGUGCCAAAACUCGUGGCUGCCCUGUACAAGCGAGAACCAGACUCCAACGUCAUUGUGGUGGACUGGCUGUCCCGGGCUCAGCAGCACUACCCAGUGUCCGCGGGGUACACCAAGCUGGUGGGAAAAGACGUGGCGAGGUUUAUCAACUGGAUGGAGGAGGAAUUUAACUAUCCUCUGGAUAACGUCCAUCUCUUAGGAUACAGUCUUGGAGCCCAUGCUGCUGGCAUUGCAGGAAGUUUGACCAAAAAGAAGGUUAACAGAAUUACAGGCUUGGAUCCAGCUGGCCCUAACUUUGAGUAUGCGGAGGCACCAAGUCGCCUUUCUCCUGAUGACGCAGACUUUGUAGAUGUCUUACACACGUUCACUCGAGGAUCACCUGGAAGGAGCAUUGGGAUCCAGAAGCCAGUAGGGCAUGUUGACAUUUAUCCUAAUGGAGGGACUUUCCAGCCAGGAUGUAACAUUGGCGAAGCUAUUCGUGUGAUUGCAGAGAGAGGUCUUGGAGAUGUGGACCAGCUUGUGAAAUGCUCACACGAACGCUCCAUUCACCUCUUUAUUGACUCUCUGUUGAAUGAAGAGAAUCCCAGUAAGGCCUACCGGUGCAAUUCCAAGGAAGCCUUUGAGAAAGGGCUGUGUCUGAGCUGCAGAAAAAACCGUUGCAACAACUUGGGCUAUGAGAUCAAUAAAGUCAGAGCCAAAAGAAGCAGCAAAAUGUACCUUAAGACUCGUUCUCAGAUGCCCUACAAAGUCUUCCACUACCAAGUGAAGAUACAUUUUUCUGGGACUGACAGUGAUACACAGACAAACCAGGCCUUCACAAUCUCUCUGUAUGGCACUGUGGCUGAGAGUGAGAACAUUCCCUUCACCCUGCCUGAAGUUUCCACAAACAAGACAUACUCUUUCCUAAUUUACACAGAAAUAGAUAUUGGCGAACUGCUAAUGUUGAAACUCAAAUGGGAGAGCGAUUCAUAUUUCAGCUGGUCAGACUGGUGGAGCAGCCCUGGCUUUGUUGUUGAGAAGAUCAGAGUAAAAGCGGGAGAGACUCAAAAAAAGGUGAUCUUCUGUUCCAGGGAGAAAGUGUCCCAUCUGCAGAAAGGAAAGGCAUCUGUGGUAUUUGUGAAAUGCCAUGACAAGUCUCUGGCUAAAAAAUCUGGCUGAAAGUGGGCAAUUAUAUAUAGAGAAGAGCACAUGAAUUCUGUGAAGAAUGAAGUAACUUUUACUAAAGAUGUCCAGUAUUUUGGAUGGCUAAAAGUGGAUUUUCCUGAGUAUUAAAUAACCCCAUCUAUACCUGUGCUAGUUAUUUUAGGAGAUAGUCUCAAAUACUAAACAGUGGUUAAUUCAAUUUGAGGAAUAUUGGUGGCUUACAUGACACAUAUCUUCCAACAUUUAAAGCUAGUAGAUAUUUAAAAAUAGUGCAUAUUGCCCUUUGAGAAAGAAGUAAGAAUUGUUUGGGCCCAUCAUAAAGUAAUAAAGCGUUAUGAACUAUGCCUAGUUAUAUCCCAAAAUUGAUUAGAGCUUCAUAAUUCAAUUGGGAUUUCUGCAUUUCUCUGAUUCGAGCUUUUUUCUAACUCUAAAUGUACAGAAAUAUUUUUUAUGGCAUAAACCAGACUCAUUCACAGACUGAUCAUAAAACCUGACUUUUUCUUGGAAUGGUUCUCUUUUAUCAUUGGGUUAACUAGGAUCUUGUGGCUCAGAGAGAGAAUGGAAGACCGGAGUUGACAAAGCAUUGAACCUUAAAUAAAACACGCUGUUAUCAGUUACAUCAUAACUAAGUUACAAAUUAAAGGUGAUAUUAAAUCCAGAUUGUUAAUAGGCCUUAUUGCUUAUUGUUUAAUGCUUGCUUUGUCUGAAGAUUAUAUUUUAACAAUAUUCUCUGGGUAGAUGUUUAAAAAGAGCCUAUAUCUUCUGCAGGCUUAAUUUUUAAUGACAAAGAAUGGAAAUGAUAUCAUAAUUUUAUUAUGAGAUUUUUCAAAAUUAUAUUCAUUAAUUUAAAUCAUUACUACCAAUCAUUACUACCAAUUUCUGGUUUAUCACCAUGCUUCAGUCACUUUGAGCAUGUCUUUCCUCUGUGGUAUUGAUAAGAAAAUAUACUCAAAGUCAUAUUUUGCAUCAUGCAAAUGCCCACAAAUUUUAGAGAAGUACCAUUUUUACUACAUAAAGAUAUGGAAAUGUUAUUGGGAUAUAUUAAUAAAUAGUGCUCAUAAAUCAUUGCAGGGAUUUGAGGAAUCCUCUAUUUGCCUUACAUGAAAUGCCAAGAGUUGUUUUUAACAACUAGUAAAGAGUAACUAAGCAAUUAUUUAUAUAAACUAGAUCUCAUAUUUUCAGAAUGCUUUUCUUAAUGUUAGUAUAAAAUGACACAGAAGUCAAAUAUCUCAGAGAGCACUGCUGAACAUCUGAGCUGUGGACAUGUGUGGGUAUCUGAACACACACUCACGUAUCCAGUCCACAUGUACAUUUAUUAUUUAGCUUGGCUUCAAAGGUAAGCAAUAAAGGAACAUAGUAGAACAUGUUGCAGUAAGAAUUGUUCUGGAAGUGCCAAAACCUCAGCUCUCUGUCUGAGAAGUAUGGUUGUGCUGUACAUUGUGGAACAAAUGUUGUGAUACAUAUCAGCAGGCUUGGAAUGAAUUCUCUCUAAAAAAUAAAAUGAUAUGUGAUUUGUUGUCGGCAUCCCCCUUUAUUCCUAAUUCAGUUAUUUUCUGGAUUUGGGUUUGGAUCAAGGGUACAUAAAUUGAAGAAAAGAUUAUCCAAUUAGUUCAUGAUACUGGAAACCCUGGCUUCCAAAGAUUACCUGUAUGUGUGUGUGUACACAUAGCUAUUUCAAUAAUGUUUGGCUUUAACUGUUAUUUAUUAGCUGUAAAUAUAUGUGUGUAUGUGUAAAGGGAGAUUGUGCAUGUUGGAAAGGUUGUGGCUACCUGCCUUUAUAGUUGUGUGGUGCUAACUCUGUACAUGUCUUUAUCAGUGACUUCUCACUGAGGCAACUUACUUUUAUGAAAUAAUAUAAUAUGAAGGCUUCAAUAAAGAAACUUAACUAUGUGAAGAAAUGGAAUCUGCUUUUAAUAAAAUUGAUAACAUUUUGUUAUAAACACUUAAGUCAUUAUUUUGU